CCGGAGGGAUCCCAAUGAGCUGAGUCGAGAGCCUUUGUGUGCAGAGGGAGGAGGAGGAGGCUGUGGCGGCCGCCCGGCUGGAGACCCCGCCCGGGGAGCCCCCAGCAAGAACAAUGCUAGCCUGCCUGACCCGAGGGAACUUACUGGACGUCCUGCAGGAGGGCUUCAAUGAGCAACAGCUGCAGGCCUAUGUGGCCUGGGUGAAUUCACAACUGAAGAAGAGGCCAGCAGUGAAGCCUGUGCAGGACCUGCGACAGGAUCUCCGGGAUGGGGUGAUCCUGGCAUAUCUCAUCGAGAUUGUUGCAGGAGAAAAGCUGAGUGGGGUACAGCUGAGUCCCAGUAACCAACAGGAGAUGAAGAAUAAUGUGGAGAAAGUGCUACAGUUUGUGGCCUCUAAAAAGAUUCGUAUGCACCAGACUUCGGCUAAAGAUAUUGUGGAUGGAAACCUGAAGUCUAUCAUGAGGCUGGUCCUUGCCUUGGCAGCUCAUUUCAAACCUGGCUCUAGCAGGAUGGUGAACCAAGGACGGGACUCCAGAGCCCCUUUACAAAGUCACCGACCACAUUGUGCCACUGCUGUUGCCCAGGGAGCAGCUGCUGCUCUGGCCGAUGUGUGUCAUGACAUGUCCCGAUCAGGACGGGAUGUCUUUCGAUACAGACAGAGGAACAGCAGCAUGGAUGAGGAAAUUGAGAAUCCAUACUGGAGCGUGCGGGCCCUAGUGCAGCAGUAUGAAGGGCAACAAAGGUCCCCGUCUGAAUCCAGCUGCUCCAGCCUGACUUCAUCCAGUCCAAUCCACAGUGCCAAGAGUGAGUCCAUUAUAACCCAGUCAGAAGAGAAGGCAGAUUUUGUGAUUAUUCCCUCUGAAGGAAUAGAGACCAGAAGAGAGGAGACAGAGUCUCCAUUAUCUCGAGACUGGCGGCCAGGGAGCCCUGGAACCUAUCUGGAGACCUCAUGGGAGGAACAGCUGUUGGAGCAACAAGAAUAUUUAGAAAAAGAAAUGGAAGAAGCAAAGAAAAUGAUAUCAGGACUACAGGCCUUAUUGCUCAACGGAUCCUUACCUGAAGAUGAACAGGAAAGGCCCUUGGCCUUCUGUGAACCAGGUGUCAAUCCCGAGGAACAACUGAUUAUAAUCCAAAGUCGUCUGGAUCAGAGUAUGGAGGAAAAUCAGGACUUAAAGAAGGAGCUGCUGAAAUAUAAACAAGAAGCCAGAAACUUACAAGGGAUAAAGGAUGCCUUGCAGCAGAGAUUGACUCAGCAGGACACAUCUGUUCUUCAGCUCAAACAAGAGCUACUGAGGGCAAAUAUGGACAAAGAUGAGCUGCACAACCAGAAUGUGGAUCUGCAGAGGAAGCUAGAUGAGAGGAACCGACUCUUGGGAGAAUAUAAAAAAGAGCUGGGGCAGAAGGAUCGCCUCCUUCAGCAGCACCAGGCCAAGUUAGAGGAAGCACUCCGGAAACUCUCUGAUGCCAGUUACCACCAGGUGGAUCUAGAGCGAGAGCUAGAACACAAAGAUGUCCUCUUGGCUCACUGUAUGAAAAGAGAGGCAGAUGAGGUGACCAACUACAACAGUCACAACUCUCAAAGCAAUGGUUUUCUCCUUCCAACAGCAGGAAAAGGAGCUGCUUCAAUCAGCAACAGAGGGACCAGCGACCUGCAGCUUGUUCGAGAUGCUCUCCGCAGCCUGCGCAACAGCUUCAGUGGGCACGAUCCUCAGCACCACACCAUUGACAGCUUGGAGCAGGGUAUCUCCAGCCUCAUGGAGCGCCUGCAUGUUAUGGAGACGCAGAAGAAACAAGAAAGAAAGGUUCGAGUCAAGUCACCCAGAACUCAAGUAGGUAGUGAGUACCGGGAGUCCUGGCCCCCUAAUUCAAAGUUGCCUCACUCACAGAGCUCUCCAACUGUCAGCAGCACCUGUACUAAAGUGCUCUAUUUCACUGACCGGUCACUUACGCCCUUCAUGGUCAAUAUACCAAAGAGGUUGGAGGAGGUGACACUAAAGGAUUUUAAAGCAGCUAUUGAUCGGGAAGGGAAUCACCGGUAUCAUUUCAAAGCACUGGAUCCUGAGUUUGGCACUGUCAAAGAGGAGAUUUUCCAUGAUGAUGAUGCCAUCCCUGGAUGGGAAGGGAAAAUUGUAGCUUGGGUAGAAGAAGACCAUGGAGAGAAUUAAUGCCAAGUAUCAGAUUGAGGGCUUAUGGAACCUGGUCACUCCCUGGCUGCUUCACUCAGGAAAGGGAACUAAAACCAGAAUACGCUAAGAAGUUUCUAGUUUGUAUGCCAAAACAGAAGCUUCUCCAAGUAUGAUGGCCACAGGUCAGUCCUAUUUCUGUGCCUGGCAUAUCUGGUACUUAAAAUUCUGUCCAAAUGUAGACCAUGGGUUCAUCUGGAGUUCCUUGUCCGUGGGAACACAGUGUUCUAUUCUACUCUGAGGACAACAAACCGAAGGCCUUAAACGAUGGGGAUGGAUGAUCCCGCCUCUAUAGGGGCAUGGCUGCUAUUAUCUGGAAACUAGGAAUUGGAUGCAUCACUCCUGUGUGUUACAGUAUUAUUUUAAUUGGCCUCAAUGGUUGCAGCAAUCAGAGUCCCAGCGUUUGUACUCGCAGACAAGGCAAAGGUACCAGCUUUUCUGUUUCUUUGAACCUACUGCAAACCAAGAAUAACUCGUGAGGUGGUACCAAAGAUGAAAGCCCAGUCUUCAGUAAUCUUUUGAACCGGACAUGGAUGGUGCUGAAUUGUUGCUUGGAUGGAAAAAGGGCUGCCCAUAUUGUGCUACACUAUGCUAAAACUGUAAUUUAGUAAGACCUUGGGCUGCAUCUUCUGUCUUAACUGGUUCUGCAGCUUGUCCUUUUGCCCACAUAGGGCCUAUUAUGUACUGUUAGUUUUCUCUGGGGACUCUUUAACUUUAGAGCCAUUUCUUUUUCUUCAAACUGAUGAACUUUGUGUUUGAAAGGACUAAGGAGUGAAAAGCUCCUUGAAAAUCCAGGCGGGUAUGGAAAGGUGCUGCUACCCAUAUCUUUUUGACUUUCUUUGUUUCAUGACUUUAACUCAUGGCAUCUCCUUUGUAGUAAAAGGAGACAGAUCAUUAAUUUCAGCAUUUCUUUGUGAUUUAUAAGUACUGAGCAUGAAGUACUUGUCUGCCCCUCCUCAUUUCAAGGCCAGUUAUUUUCUAUUUAUGUAUUUAGUCUAGGCUGAUCCUUUAGGGCACAGUAGAAACCAUGGGGCGUGGAGCAUGAGUUGUGAAUGGCAGGGAUCAUUCUGGGUAAGAAAAACCUAGAAUCAUUUCUCAUGUGCAACAUUGUCAAGUGAAGAAGCUAACAGUUCAACUGCAGAGAUUAUUUGAUAACCUGGGUUUUCUCAUUCAUCCAUCAAGCACCAUCAACCAAUCAGCCAUUAUUAUUUAUAUUAUGUAUUACCAAAAGCAGUCUGUCUGCCUGUGACCUCCAAUGUACACUGCCAAACACAGAGUAGGAAACAUCCCUUCUGGGUUCUUGACCUGUCUCCAAUUCAUCUCCCCUUUUCACUCCCUGGCUCACUCAACAAACUACUCUUUAGAGCUCUGAGAUGACAUCCUGUUGUUUUAUAUAGAUGUGUCUUUUAAAAAUAGUUCAUGUUUGGAGAAUUCUUUUGUACUCAUUUGCUUUUUGUCUGAGAACCAUGUCUAUUUUUAUAACUGGAGUGUGAGUUCUGUAUCUUCUCACAUUCUGUAUACUGUAUCCAUUUUCUAGAGAACCCAGUAGCUUUUAUACAGUCUCUUCUUACCACCCCUUGUGGUUUCAGAACAAGCUUUAUUUUAUUAUGAGUAUACUAAUGACAACUAAUUCCUGUUCCAAUUCUACCUGUUUUAGUUGUGAAGGUAGUUUUGUGUAAUCCAGUUGAUUGCUCCUCUGGCAGAGAGGAGCUCAAAAGACACUUGAUGUCUUUCAUGUAAGUUUACCUGGUCUUUUCCUAUUGAAGAAUUUUUCAUCAGAAACGAUUGGGAAAGUUUGGGAAAGUCAGCCAAAAGAAAGAAUUCAUUUCGAAAGCAAACAGAAGAAAACAGUAUAUUCUCUCAGUUUUUCCCUAGGAAGACUGGAGAAGAAGUCCUCAUGUCACCAGUUUCUCUGUUGCAUGAAUUUUAGUGUUUUGCUAUAAGACAGCAUGAGGGCUAUCAGGCCAAAAUUCAUUAUUGUAUUUCCAAUACAGUUUGUCUUGAAUGUCUGUCUCUUAAA
Piliocolobus tephrosceles (Ugandan red Colobus) is the source of this 4203-nucleotide messenger RNA. RefSeq names its product DIX domain containing 1 (gene DIXDC1). Bases 114 to 2165 code for a protein of 683 amino acids. Lineage: Eukaryota; Metazoa; Chordata; Mammalia; Primates; Cercopithecidae. The record is from RefSeq and is a predicted model, not a curated record. Gene Ontology annotation, molecular function: protein binding. Gene Ontology annotation, cellular component: cytosol. Gene Ontology annotation, biological process: canonical Wnt signaling pathway. The transcript has 20 exons.